UUCCGUAACAGAUUAUAUUUCCUAUUCCAUACUCAAACUUCAACCGGAAUCAUUCAAGAACGAUUGCGAUGACCCCGUUGAGCAUGCGCAGGAUGCAGAGGCGAGCCUCGGAACUUGUCCGUGAUUUGUACGAAUCGAUGCUGAUUUUGACGACGGGACUGCUGAUGCUGUGGAACCAGUGGCAUGUGGUGCGCAUAGUCAAUGCCAAGAAGCUGCCCGAUGAGCUGCUGGAAGAGCCAGCCCUCAGUUGGUCAACCAUAUUCUUUGCGGGUGGCCUGCUGCUAACCUUGGCCCAGUAUCGGCCGCAGUGGAUCAAGCGGCGUGGUGCAGUGGUGCGGAAUAUGCUGAUGCUGCUUGAGCUGUUCGCCAUGCUCUUCGUGGUGGAUUAUGUGCUGCUGUCCAUAUGGCAACCAUUUCUCAAUAUAUUCGAUCAGGCGCUGCACGCCGUGGCCCAUUCCAAAAGGGCGUGGCCAAGAUUCAUUUUCCACCACUGUCCUGGACUUUCCGCAUGGCUGAUUAACGAUGCUUUCGCAUUUAUGCGCUCGGCGGCAUCGUUAUCGUGGCUCCUGCUCGCCAUCGAGGUGGCAUCCCCUCGAUGGCGUCUGGCAAUUGAUUUUCUGCUGCUGGGCCAACUGCCCGCAACGAAUGCAUUACCGGGCAAGCGACGCAAUCGUCAUCUGUCCAAGAGACAAUCUAUCCAAAAUUAACUUUGCUCUGAUUUAUCAAAUUCUGGCGGAGGCUCAAAAAGUCAAUCCAAAUCCAUCACUUACAAAAGUGAAAACUAACUCCAAAACUAAAUUAUAAAAGUAUUACUAAUAAAUGCAUAGAUAAGGGCAAUUAUCUUCAGACA
Molecule: messenger RNA, 850 nt
Organism: Drosophila grimshawi
Lineage: Eukaryota; Metazoa; Arthropoda; Insecta; Diptera; Drosophilidae
Exons: 2
Coding region: 69-707 (212 amino acids)
Source: RefSeq, a predicted model, not a curated record